CAGUAAAUGUUCAAUACAUUAAAAGAUUCAGGCUAAUUUAGUAUAAACAAAACCAUUUGAGAAGGAUUUAAGAAGAAAACAACACUUCCUUAUUCGUGAUAAUAGCCUUCAUUUUCAUUAGGAGACAUGACAGCCAAGCAGAGUUCAGGAAUUCUGGCAGUUAAAUGAGAAUUAUGCAAUGAAGCCUAGAGAGACUGGUUGGUGCCAUGUGGAAGACGAUUGUUUUGGUGGUCGUGUUCAUGUUCAGCCCUGGUGGCGGGAUCUUUCACUCCUUAUACAAAAAUGUUCGGGUUUCCGUACCACAUAAGGGAAACGUAGGAGAGCCAUUAUUUCUUACUCCCUAUAUUGAAGCUGGGAAACUUGAAGAAGCAAAAAAACAGAGUUUGGUUCCUCCUUUCCCUGGAUCGAAUGUGAAGAGUUACGCUGGCUACAUCACUGUGAAUAAGACCUACAACAGCAACAUUUUCUUCUGGUUCUUUCCAGCUCAGGUACAGCCCAUGGCUGCUCCAGUAGUUCUCUGGCUGCAGGGCGGGCCAGGAGGUUCAUCCAUGUUUGGACUUUUUGUGGAGCACGGACCUUAUAUUGUCACAAGUAACAUGACUGUGAGUCCCAGAGAGUUUCCUUGGACCACCACAUUUUCCAUGCUUUACAUUGAUAAUCCAGUGGGCACAGGGUUCAGUUUUACUGAUGGCCCCCAGGGAUACGCAGUCAAUGAGGAUGAUGUGGCACGGAAUUUAUACAGUGCACUAACUCACUUUUUCCUGUUGUUCCCUGAAUAUAAAAACAAUGACUUUUAUGCCACGGGGGAGUCUUACGCAGGGAAGUACGUGCCAGCCCUUGCACACUAUAUCCAUACAUUGAACCCCGUGAUGACAACAAAAAUCAACCUGAAAGGAGUUGCUAUUGGGGAUGCGUAUUCUGAUCCCGAAUCAAUCAUAGGGGGCUAUGCAACAUUCCUGUACCAAAUUGGCUUAUUGGAUGAGAAGCAGAGAAAGUACUUCCAGAAGCAGUGUGAUGACUGCGUGAAAUACAUCAGGGAGGAGAGGUGGUUUCAAGCCUUUGAAGUACUGGAUAAACUACUAGAUGGUGACUUAACAAACAAUCCUUCUUACUUCCAGAAUGUCACAGGAUGUCCUAGUUACUAUAACCUGUUACAAUGCAAGGAACCCGAGGACCAAAAUUACUAUGGGAAAUUUUUGUCCCUCCCACAAGUGAGACAAGCCAUCCACGUGGGAAACCGGACUUUUAGUGAUGGAUCCCAAGUUGAAAAGUACAUGCGAGAAGAUACAGUAAAGUCCGUUAAGCUAUGGUUAGCUGAAAUCAUGGAUAAUUAUAAGGUACUGAUCUACAAUGGCCAACUGGACAUCAUUGUAGCAGCCUCCCUGACAGAGCGCUCUUUGAUGGCCAUGAAAUGGAAAGGAUCCCAGAAAUACAAGCAGGCAGAAAGAAAAGUCUGGAAGAUCUUUAAAUCCGAUAACGAAGUGGCCGGUUAUGUGCGGCAAGUGGAUGACUUCUGUCAGUUAAGGAAACUGAGGCUCAGAGCAGGUAAAUUACUUGUCCAGUGUCACACAGCUUGCUGUGCCUCAAGUCUUGCUCCUGCACACUGACUCCAAGCCACGCCGUAAAGGCUCCCCCCCAUUAGCUGCAGCUCUGGUCCUGGAGGCAGACUGACCUUUUCGCUCUUGGAUUCAGCAUACCACCGUUCCGGACCAUUGCUGCCAAAUUCAUUUCCAGUCGAAGCAGCAGCUGGGUUUUGUCACAAGCAUGACUUUCUUAAGUGUCCUCAGCUGAGCUGAAGUUGCACAAAAUCACUCAUCAGAUUUCUGCCAAGGCUGGAGGUUUGGGUGGGAAUCUACAGGAGAGAAUUCUAGCCUGGGAUUGUGGGGGCAGCAAAAGUUUUCCUCCAGAGUCACCUACAGGGACUCAUGUCACACAUAUGUUUACUUUCAGUCUGUGACGAAGCAAGACAUGUUGGGUUUCCAGAUGCAAGCUUGAACACAAAUGGUAGAUGGGCUCCAUUGUCGUUGCAGCAAGGGACAAACGGCCACUGAUGGAGUGUUGCAUGAGGCAGGUGUUUCCAAACGCAUGUGAGGGUUAAGUCCUAGCUCACAUCUGUA
Neofelis nebulosa (Clouded leopard) is the source of this 2117-nucleotide messenger RNA. It is a transcript of the gene CPVL, whose product is annotated as carboxypeptidase vitellogenic like. The transcript has 13 exons. Gene Ontology annotation, molecular function: serine-type carboxypeptidase activity. Gene Ontology annotation, biological process: proteolysis. Bases 207 to 1607 code for a protein of 466 amino acids. The record is from RefSeq and is a predicted model, not a curated record. NCBI's taxonomy places the organism in Eukaryota, Metazoa, Chordata, Mammalia, Carnivora, Felidae.